UGGAAUCUGGAUGACGCGUACAGAUCACUCGCUCAACCAAACCUUUUGGUAAACUGCUUCACUACCUUCUCUUCUCAAGAAAAGGCGAGUUUUGCAUGGGAGAAGGUUGAUUGCAUGCGCAUGGUAAGGCUCCAUCAUUCUCUUGUCCUCUCUCCCCUGGGAAAAUGUUUUUUUAUCCAUUUUGUGGUUGUAGUUUGUUAGGAGAUUAGGUUCUCCAUCCCAAGUGCGCGUGCAACUGCUAAACUCUGCAUCAUUCCAUUUCGAUUUUCAACCCUAACGCACGAUGACUCAAUUCGACUGACUCGCCUUGGAAAACCCAAACCCGCCAAGCAUAUUCUCUUCCCUUGUUGGUACGUUAAUAUUGCCGACAGUACAAAGUACAAACCAGUUCCUCUGCCCAUCGUAUUCAGUCCAGUAAAUUGAAUUCUUUGCCCAGUUGGUAGGCCUGUAAAAGGAAUUGGGAUUUCCCAAAUGUGUUAAAUCCUUAAGGUUGUUUGUGUGCACGCAUCUCUGCUUCUUCUUCACCUUCACGCUUCGUCAUGAUAGAAUAGGCACAGUUUUGGCAAGCUUCUCAUGUGGUAGAGUGAGUUUGAAACCAAAUCCUUGUCCGCUCCCCGUCGUUGCCCUGUCAAUUUUGGGCGGCGUUUAGAAGAUUUUGCCAACUCCAACUCACUCUUUUUCUUUCUAAUGUUGGAUUGUUGAAUGAAAUUCCAAAAAACCACCCAAUUUCUUCUAGAAGUAUGCUUGUAAAUUCCAACUACAUUGAAGAUGUCUUGGAACGCACACGAGAUAAAAAUGCCGAAUUUGCAUGGGUUGCCCGCCAACUGGUCUGCGUCGUGAAGUAUCAACGUUUUUUUAAGUGAAAUGGUUUGAUGUGUACUGGAAGAAGAAGAUACCAUUGAUGAUUGUGAUGUCGUACCAUAACUGUGAGAUUUCAUUCACGCAAUUAGAUGACCCACUAGUGCCAUUUACGCUGCAAUGCCUAGGAGUUAGAAAUGAAAAUGUUGGGGUGUGAGGAAAUGGGGAGUUUGAUGAUCAUGGAGGGUGAGAAGAAUUUCGAAUGGAAGAGCACCUCGUUGGGCGCUCUGUUACAGUGGGGGUUGGGCGGUUGCAGUACACCUCGCUCGUCGCAGGAUUCGAGACGGGUGUCAAGAAGUGGGAACAUCCAGGCUAACAGAAUUGUUCCUCUUACUUUUUCACCUGAUCAUAUUGGUAAUGGAGUUGCUCCACUUGCUGUUCACCUUGAGAAGAGCUUAUCCGCGGCAGAGCAUGCAAUUCAAGGGCUCAGAUUCAUCAGCAAGGCUACUGGUGAUAAGGAAUGGCUUCAGGUCGAAACCCGGUUCGACAAGCUUGCCGGUCCUGAUGGCAAGCUGGCUCGCAAGGACUUUGGAGCAUGCAUUGGCAUGCAGGAUUCCAAGCAAUUCGCUUUGGAAUUGUUUGAUGCCCUUUCGAGAAGAAGGGCGCCAGAGCAGUUGCAGAGCAUCUCCAAGCAUGUCUUGCAUGAUUACUGGUGUCGUAUCACCGAUGGAAGCUUCCAAUCGCGGAUGCAGAUUUUCUUCGACCUGUGCGAUAAGGAUUCGGACGGCCGUAUUGCAGAAGCAGAGGUAAAGGAGGUAAUUCUGCUGAGUGCAUCUGCAAAUAAGCUUUCAAUAUUAGAGGAACAAGCCGAAGAAUAUGCAGCCUUGAUUAUGGAAGAGCUUGACAGCGACAAUCAUGGCUACAUUGGGCUGUCGGAGUUGGAAAGCUUGUUCAAAGGGGGAUUUGGACAUGAACGUAACCAGAGUUACAGCCAGUCGCUAGGGCCUCCAAAGAUGAGACGGGGUGUUGGCAACACCUUAAGGAAAGCGAGCGUUGUGGCCCGAAGUCAAUGGAAACGUACAUGGAUUAUUACGCUAUGGCUGCUAACCUGUGCUGCACUCUUCAGUUGGAAAUUUGUGCAGUACAAGCGGAGGGCCGCAUUUGAAGUGAUGGGCUACUGUGUAUGUACUGCAAAAGGCGCCGCCGAGACUUUGAAGCUCAACAUGGCUCUCAUUCUCCUCCCAGUCUGCAGAAAUACCAUCACCUGGCUCAGAUCUUCCUCUCUUGCCUCGCUUGUUCCCUUCAAUGACAACAUUCAUUUUCAUAAGGUAAUUGCGCUAGGUAUAGUGGUGGGAGUGAUCCUGCAUGGAGGAAGCCACCUUGCGUGUGACUUUCCGCGUAUAGUGAAUGCGGAUCGUUUAACAUUUUUUGGCACCAUAGCUAUGGACUUUGGUGGGCAGCAACCUUCCUACAUAGAGAUUAUGAUGACAACAGAAGUACUGACAGGCAUAUGCAUGGUGUUACUCAUGAGCGUAGCAUUUUUACUAGCUACUCCUUUAUCGAGGCGGAACAUUCUCUCUCUGCCAUGGCCUCUGCAUAGAUUUACAGGAUUCAAUGCUUUUUGGUAUUCGCAUCAUUUGUUCAUUAUUGUCUAUAUUCUGCUCAUCCUCCACUCCAUUCUGCUCUUCCUCGCUCACGAUUGGAUUCAAAAAUCGACAUGGAUGUAUCUUGCGGUCCCCAUGAUGCUUUAUGGAGGCGAACGGGCAUUGCGUGCCCUAAGGGCCAGGCGAUACAAAGUUCAAAUUUUAAAGGCGACGGCUUAUCCUGGAGGUGUGUUAUCUCUACGUAUGAAGAAGCCAGAGGGAUUCCAUUACAGAAGCGGCAUGUAUAUUUACAUUCAAUGCCCAGAAAUUUCUCCUUUGGAAUGGCAUCCAUUUUCUUUAACAAGUGCACCGGGCGAUGAGUAUUUGAGCGUACACAUUAGAAGUCUGGGAGACUGGACUGGUCGAAUUCGGAAUUUGUUUCAGGAGGCAAGUCCCCUGGCCCACAUAUGCGCGUGUGAUGUUUACGUUGAGGCCAUUGGCAUGAACGAGACCUGUGUUUCUAGUACAGAAGCUUCUAUCACACCAAGAUUAUACAUUGAUGGUCCUUAUGGGUCGGCAGCACAAGAUUACAGCAAAUAUGACGUGAUGCUUCUGAUAGGACUUGGCAUAGGCGCUACCCCUUUCAUCAGCAUCCUCAAGAACAUUGCCAAUAACUUCAACAACCCUCCUGCUUACCAUACUGAUGAUGUAGAACAAGGAAAGAAAACUGGAACAAAUGCUUAUUUUUACUGGGUAACAAGAGAGCAGAGCUCAUUUGAGUGGUUUAAAAGCAUCAUGAAUGAGGUUGCAGAAUUAGACCCCAAGUCUGUGAUAGAAAUGCACAAUUAUCUGACUAGUGUUUACGAAGAAGGGGAUGCUCGGUCUGCCUUGAUAACAAUGGUGCAGGCCCUGCACCAUGCCAAAAGAGGAGUUGACAUCUUUUCUGGAACACCGGUAAGAACUCAUUUUGCAAGGCCCAACUGGCACAAAGUCUUCUCCAGAUUAGCCAUGAGACACCAAGGCACAAGAAUCGGAGUCUUUUACUGUGGGCCAACUGUUCUGGCCAAAGAACUGAAUAUGUUAUGCAAGAAAUUCACGCGAAUAUCGAGCACCCAAUUCAUUUUCCAUAAAGAGCAUUACUAAAAUUCGUGGAUUCUUUAUAUUUUUAGCCUUGUUUCCCAGAUCCUAGCACAAGAAGAUAUUUUUUUGUUUGAUUUGCACAAGAAGCUAUUACUCCUGCAACAAUUCUGGCAAACUAACAUCCUUGUGCCAAAAAGCAAAGAAUUUGCGCCGCCAUGAAAGCUCAAUAACUGUACUCGUGUGCUUCAAGAUAUUCCAUAGUUUGGGAACUUGCAACAUAUAAAACAAAAUUUCCAGUGGCAGCUUUCAAACUGAAAAGGCUGCAAACAUAAAUUACCCAGAAUAACAAGAAUAUAGUGGAAGACCAGAUGCAGAUGCAGCCAGUAAAGCACAAGCACAACAUUCUCUUGGCUCUGUAUCCCAAAUAUCCUAAUCAUUUUAGGGAACAAUCUGGUCUAAGCUCAUUGGUUGCAUGGCCUUUGCUCGCCAUGCCUGCCCCAAAAAUAUUGUUAAUUAAUGUUCAAGGCACAUAUCCAUCCACAAAACUGUGCUUUAUAUUAAAUAAAUAAAAUACAUGUAUUUCAGGUUUUU
Messenger RNA from Cryptomeria japonica (Japanese cedar), 4052 nucleotides. Its product is annotated as respiratory burst oxidase homolog protein A. NCBI's taxonomy places the organism in Eukaryota, Viridiplantae, Streptophyta, Pinopsida, Cupressales, Cupressaceae. Gene Ontology annotation, cellular component: plasma membrane. The coding region runs from base 996 to 3524 and encodes 842 amino acids. The record is from RefSeq and is a predicted model, not a curated record. Gene Ontology annotation, molecular function: peroxidase activity; NAD(P)H oxidase H2O2-forming activity; calcium ion binding. The transcript is spliced from 15 exons.